GUUCACUGAAACAGAAUAGUUUUUGGAAAUUGGAUACAACGGAACCAAAUUGUUGAAGACGACAACAACAGAUCAGCACUACUAGGACGAAGCUAUAUUGUCCGCCAUAAGGAACAACCAAGAAGCAAAGAACAUAAAAUCAUGACAAAUUUUUCUUUUGUUUUCGCCCUGGCGGCAUCGCUGCUGUCUACGACCACCCAUGCGUUUGCCCCGAAGUCGACGCUUGUAGCCACCACAGCGGCAACCGCCGCCACGAUGAACCACCAAAAUUCUGCACAGGGAAUGUUCACCGGCAUUGUUGAAGAGAUGGGAACCGUUGUAAAGAUGGAGGACCGCAACGACAUGACCUUGUGGGACGGAUCUAUCGGAAGUGGGACCGAAUUGACCGUUCGUGGAAGUGUCGUCAUGGAUGGAGCCUAUCUGGGGUGCGUUUUAAGCCUGUGCAUUGUGUUCGAUUUUGUCACAAGAUUUUUAGCGACGAUUUGUGCCAGUAUUUGUGCCAGUAUUUGAACGAAGCUUGAGGUAGUGAGAAUAGGCUUUUCUCCUGUUGCUAUUCGGAUUCGUCUUUCGAUCGGCCAUGAUUUGUUUUCGUUCGAUGGGUGAGUUCGAUUGUGUGAUUCUUUUCUUACUAUUUUUUAAUCUACUUGGCUACACGUGUUAUUUGACUCUACUAUCUACUUUUGGUGGCGCUUCAUUUUCUUGGCACAAUCUUGUGUAAACGCAAAACAACAUAUACUGGACGCGACAAAACAGGUGCAGCAUCUGCGUCAGUGGUGUUUGCCUGACAGCAACGGUCCUCGAUGAUCAACAUGGAACUUUUACCGUAGGCUUGGCUCCGGAGACCCUAGACAAGACCUACUUCCGAUCCCUCCAACCUGGACAGGCAGUGAACCUCGAACGCGCGAGCGAAAUCGGUGGCCGCAAUUCGGGACACUUCGUUCAGGGACACGUGGACGGGACCGGUACAAUCGUCGACAAGCGAGUGGACGGGGACAGCCUACGGAUCACUGUCCAGGUCGACGAAGAGUUCGCCGAUGCUAUCGUGAGGUAUGUCGUGCCGAAAGGAUUUAUCGCUAUCGACGGAACGUCGCUGACGGUCGUCGACGUUGAUGUCGAAAACCGCACUUUUGGUUUCAUGCUGGUGGAAUACACCCAAAAGAAAAUCGUGAUUCCCAAUAAAGCGAUUGGAGAAAAGGUCAACCUAGAGGUAGAUGUGCUUGGAAAAUACUCCGAAACGGCUAUGGCGUCUCUGAUGCCAAGACUUGAGGCCUUGGAGGCCAGAGUCGAAUAUCUGGAGAAGAAACUGCUGACUGCUAGCAAUGCUGCUGCUGCAUCGCCUCCACCCAAGGUCGGAAACACAGCCACCCCUCCCACGACCGUACGUUCUGCCGGACCAGUGAUCACUGAGGGCACGCCUUCGUUUAAGGGAGGCAUCAGCGACGACGGCGUGCUCGGCGGAGAUCCAAAUGAUAACCGUAUGAUGCGGCCCGAAGGAAACGUGGGCACAGCGGGCGAUAGCGACAAUGCUGCCGAUGGCAACAACGAAGUUCGAAGAGUUUCUGUCGCACCAGAUCCCAAAAUGGACGACAAUGGUGGAGUCAGCGGCGACAAAUUUGUGCGAAUCUCUUGAGCGAGAAAAGACACAGAAGAAAGAAAAGGAUGACUGGUUUAGUUCCUGUAGUGUUCGAGUGCUGGCAACAGAUAAAAACCUUCUUUACUGUGUAGAGUCCUGGAUUGUCUUUCUUCUUGUCUAUCAUGAAUGACAACUUUAAAGUCCACUGGGGCUAGGGUGUCUGGUUGAAAUCAAAUUGUUCUAUCAUCAGUUGCGUGUGUUUGGACUUCGUCUUGAUCGUCUGAGUAGAAUAAAUACAGUAUUGUGUAUGUAGAUAACAUAUAUAUGUACAGAAGAUACGUAGAGGAUGGUCUCUGUUUCUCAAAAGCGUACCGGUACGUACGUAUGCGUUGCAGUCUUGUGAAUCCCGGUUACGAUCCACAAGGCUCAUAACCUUAUCGUUCAAUGCACCAUUCGAAACGACGCGAAAUUCAACAAGGAGGGCACGAGCACAACAUCGCAUGUCAUGAGUCGAUACGGUAGGGUGUACUCGUACUGCAAGAGACUUGUAGUAGGAAAUACUUCGUAAAUACGAACAUGAGACGACGACACAUCAACGAAAUUCUUUCAGUUUGUGGAAACAGACCAGUUUUGGAAAUUCUGGACGUAAACUACCGUACGUCCUUGAAACACCACAUCAUAAAAGCCAGGAAGACCAACUACGGGCAGUACCCCACCGUUUCGUUUGCUACAGUAUUGCGUUUCGAAGGGCGAAGCAGUGUCACACUCAAUUGACAUCAAUUGUAGGAAGAAAUCUGAUCUCAAUUCGCGAAGACUCGAUUAGAGCCAUCAAACAUUCGAAAAACGACGUUUGCAUUGCUGAAACCAGACCAGCGACUUCGAAAAAAUGAAGAAGAGGAUUCGAAUCGCCCCUGUAUUAACGCCAAUGAACAAUGAUAAUGCGACUUCCUUGCUGAGUGGAAUACACGGCGCCUCCCGACAUAAUAUUCUCCUUUUUUCUCUGAUUCUUUCGGGGUUCUGCAUAUACGGAAUCGAGUCAUUUGGUCAGAAUGGACGGUCGUCUAUAAUACACCAUGGCGUACGAAAUCGACGACGUUUCAAAAGUGUCACGAGAGGAACGACCGAACCUCAUUUACCGCUACAUUCGGUGUCUACGAAGCAACAAGCGCAUCCUCCGAACAGAAAAGGAACUAGAAAGAAUUACAAAGGCAAGCACAACUAUCACAAAAAUGGUCGUAACAAAAACAAAGGCAACAACAACGGAUACAAGCGACGCCAGGGGGGUGGUCUAAACGAAUAUGGUCAGCUGAACCGGAAGAUCACACAAGAAGAAACCGCUCAGGGCGUCCUCAGCCUCCUGGCGUCGACGAAAGGGGCCCUUUCGUCUGUGGCAGGCGGGGGGACCAUGAGCACUGUCAAUUUUUCGACCUCCAUCCACCGAAUCGCCCGUCAUAUGACGCUCUAUACCACCAAGAACCUUCCAGGCAACGAGCGGGCAAAGAUUUUGUCUGAUCCUCGCUUUGCCCUCCUGAUUUGCAGCACGUCAGAAGCUCUCCUGGACGGAGCCGAAAAAUAUGAGUCACAGUACAAAUCAAACAACCGAAAAAUGAAUCCAUCCUCUUCAGGGAGGGUAUGUUUUGGGGCGAGAGAGCUGUCCAACAUUGUGUGGGCCAUUGCGAAACUGAACAUUGCACCGCCAGACUCGGUUCUCAAAGUCGAUAUAGAUAAUGCGGAAAAGCUUUUGAGAGAGAAGAGUAAAGAUGUUCGAUCCAUUAUCUUUGAAGUUGCUAAACACAGAGCAUCGCCGGGGUCAUCAUCAUCGUCGCCAUCGGCCUCUUCUUGGAUCCCGGCUUUGUCGGAGCUGUGUGGGGUGCUGGUGGAUGCUGUGUCUUCGAAAGCCUUAGAUCUCGACCCAAAACGAUUUCAGCAACAAGAAUUAUCCAAUUUGAUGUGGGCAUCGGCAACCACGAAACGGCCAAGCGAAAAUGUCUUCAAAUACGUCGUGAGUAGCAUCAUUGCAUCAGCUGAGCAGAGGAAACACAUCAAACUCUGCAAUGAAAACAAUCCCAACAAUAAAGAUAGUGUUAAGGACGAAAAGGGGGCUGUACCGCAAGAAUGGUCGAUUCCACUGUGGGUCCUAGCGAAGAGCGGUACAGAUCUAGGCCACGAAGAAGAAUUGCUGCCAUUCGUCAACGACAUGAUGGACAACGAACCGGGGUUUUUGGAACGAUUCAAACCACAAGAACUCAGCAAUAGUGUCUGGGCUGCAGCCACGAUUAUUAGCAAACGGCCGCAGGCGGCAAUGGGAGCGGCAAGUGAUGCCGCCCUAGGGAUUCUUCGUCAUACCUCAAGGGAGUUGAUUCGGCGCGAGGGAGAGGGUUACAAAACCCAAGAGCUCGCCAAUAGUGCAUGGGCGAUGGCCACCCUGGGUUUUGGUGUGAAAAAGCAAACAACGUCUGCCACCUCAAAGGAUUGUCAUCUGACCCACACGUACACCUAUCUCGUCAGUGACGACCCCGAAGGCGAUCGGGCAUUGAUGGAAGAAGCAAUGAAAAUAACGCUGGAGAAAACAAAACAAAACCUUAGACGAUUCACGUCCCAAGAAUUAAACAAUUUGUGCUGGGCUAUGGCUCGCCUGGAAGAGAAGGACGAAGGACUCAUCCAUAUGAUUGGGAGAGAACUUGCUAACCCUCGAAAAUCUGUGAACUCCCAGGAUUUGAGCACUUCUCUCUGGGCGAUGGCAACCAUGGAAUAUUACGACGAGGACUUGUACCGAUCGGUAGUAGCCCGCUUCCCUGGGAUUGGCCCCCACGGGUUCAACCCACAGGAGUUUAGCAACACUGUAUGGGCACUUGCGACGGCGGGAGUAGUUCCGGAAUAUUCAAACGCAUUCGACGACAAGCUGCUACCCAGCGAUCUAAGACCGACAAAGGAAGAAGCGUUGCGCGAUCCCGUUACUUCCAUCUUUGCUGCUGCGGCUUCGGAAUUGAUUCGUCGACCAAAUGAAUUCAAGGUAUGUUACAUGACAACGAGGUCCAAUGAAAUGCGUACAGUUUUCAACUUCAACUAUAUUCACUUAUACAUUCUCUUCGUGUCCUUUAAAUGUUGUUCGGAACGCAGACGCAAGAGAUCAAAGAUGUGCUUUGGUCCUUUACUAGGGUUGGAAUGAGACAUCCAGAAUUGUUUCGGUCGAUGGCGGAGUACUUGGUGGGAAAAGAAGAUAACCUUGAGACGACAGGCAGAGGUUUGGAUGAAUUCAACAGUCAAGGGCUUGCAAACCUCGCAUAUUCUUUUGCCCGCCAUACGCAGCUCGGAGGAGAGACGAUGAACAAAUACGAACGGCGCUGUCGCAUCCCGUUCACAGGUGGCAAAUUGGCCUACUACACAAUUUCGUAUUUGGACGUUGGGGAAGGGCUGCUAAGAAAGCUUUUCGCAGCUAUUGCCAAAGCCGGUCUUGAAAACUACGGUGAGUCUGUUCGAUUUUCUUUUUAUCCUUUGAUUUCGAGUUAACUCCAAAUUUUUCACUCAACAAUCUUUUUCAAUCGCGGUGUUGCCAUAGAUAACUUAUCGAAGUGCUCGGCACAAGACGUUUCAAAUACUGUCUGGGCAUUUGGAAUUCUUGGAUUGAAACACGAACGAUUUCUCAAUGCAGUGGAAGGAACGCUCCGGAAAAGGAUGGAAAGCUAUGUGAGAGGAGACAAAAGUUCUUUUAUCCAGGGUCAAGAAAUGUCUAACGCCCUUUGGGCUUUGGCAACGCUCAACUACAUUCCGAGUGGGCUCUUGAGUUUGGUGGAACGCUACUUUUUGGAACUCCUUCAUCAUGGAUUGACUGUGUCAAAUAUAUCCCGGCUGAUAACGCGUCAAGAAUUGGCCAAUAUUGCCUGGGUAGCCGCCGUGUUUGGUGAAUACCCGUCGAAGCUUAUCAAAAUGUUGUAUAUGGGAAUACUUGGAGUCGGCGAAAAACCCGAUCCAGCCUACAUCCAGAAUGUGUACAACGACAGUGGCAUUCAAGCAACCCAUUCCAACAGCAUGCUCUACCUUCAAAUAAUGAUGGACUUCGAUCUGGGAAGGAAAAAGAACACUUUCGCACUGCCCAACGACUUUCCUUCGGCUUGGGCAUCUAGUAUGGCUGUGAUGAACGAUGGAUCCUCCGUUGAUAGCAGCAACGGAAUCAUGGAAAUCAGCACCACCACUAGUGGGAUCCAAAACCGAAUCAGCAUGGCCUUUGAUCGAAUCGAUUUCGGUCACGUUGACGAACAUCUCUUCACCAUGAAGGACUUGGCCACUGAAUUUGAUAUACAAAUGCCCCCCUUUCCGGUGGAGGUGCUUUCAGUGGACAUUGCCAACAUCGAAUCGAAGAUUGGAAUCGAGGUGGAUGGCCCCGGUCAUUGGGUGAGCAACAUCGAUCCGGCCACCAACCACAAUAUUCUUGCGAGCGUUGGAGAAUACCGGGGGCCAGCACCGAACGAGAGCAAGAAGGGGAGCGACCACAAUCGCAUUUUUGAAUACAACUUCAUUUGGAAUUCCGAAGACCAAAUGAUAAACGGUGCCACGAGCCUAAAACAGCGCAUGUUUCAACACAUGGGUUGGGAUAUUAUCAACAUUCCUUUUUGGGAAUGGAAUCGGGUGGAUAUCAGUAAUCCGAACAUCACAAAUGACUCAUCGAGACUCAAAGCUCAGGAAGAUUAUUGUCGGUCCUUGCUCGAGUAGCACCACACGUCAAAGUUGCUCUACAUUGCAAUUAAUCUUUUUAAUUGUU
Pseudo-nitzschia multistriata is the source of this 6332-nucleotide messenger RNA. NCBI's taxonomy places the organism in Eukaryota, Bacillariophyta, Bacillariophyceae, Bacillariales, Bacillariaceae. The record is from the annotation of a GenBank genome assembly.